Messenger RNA from Coccinella septempunctata (seven-spotted ladybird), 1652 nucleotides. RefSeq lists its product as uncharacterized. Bases 1246 to 1611 code for a protein of 121 amino acids. NCBI's taxonomy places the organism in Eukaryota, Metazoa, Arthropoda, Insecta, Coleoptera, Coccinellidae. The transcript is spliced from 2 exons. The record is from RefSeq and is a predicted model, not a curated record.
UUCAUUUUGUGUUAUACAACAAUAAAAAAAAUGGAUUUCCAGUGGCGUCAUUUAGGAGGUCGUAUCUUCGUUGAGAGGGCCGCUGGGAAAAAAAAAUUAUGGGAACUUGUCAUCUUAUUUUUUCAAGUUCUAUCUGAAUCCGAAAGAUUUCCCACAUUUUCCGGGACACCCUGUAUAAACAACUGAUUUAGAGAGUUGGGAAAUCCUUAUCUGUGAGCCAAUAGCUGCAUAUUUUUGGGCCAAAAUCCCAAACGAGAGACGACUAUAUUCUGGAGCGAAUAUAUAACUGGAGCGUACCUAGCGAAUACUUCCAACCCGGAAGCCAGAUGAGAAAUAUGAAAAGCUUCAGAAAUUCGAGACCUUCGACGUUGAAAAAACGCAAAUGAAAAAAACAGUCAGUUGACGGUUUGAAAAAAGUGAGGUUAGCACCCAUCACAGAUAGGGGUGCACUGGCGGAUCCAGGGCGAGGGCACAUCCCUCACACAGACAACCUUCAGUCGUUUCAAACAAUAGCUGCGACAGUCUGAACACAGUUUUGUGGUUAAAGAGUGGUACUUGUGAGUAAGGGCGACUGACACUUGUCCGGGGACCUACCAGAACGAAAAAUAUCAAAUCAAUACCUGACUGACCAACUAUCUGUUUCUCGGGCACCUUUUCGGAAAUUGCCCCUGCAGGGGUGGGUAGUACCGAUUCAACUGAUCAAUAGUAGCUGUAUUCGGGUUCGAAUGGCGGACAGUCCGAGAAUUGUUCUAGAUCUGCGCAGUUGCAGCCUAGGAUCGAAUCCUAGGAUCGAAUCCUAGGAUUGUUCGAGGAUGGUUCUCAUUUCAUGAAAAUCCGAACGCGAUAUAAACGUUAUUAAAAUAUCCCAGAUCAGUUCUCAGGUACUGAAUUUGGAUAGUUCUAGGAUCGUCCCAGGAUGAUUCUGACAAAACCCGAACACGAAGAAGUUAGUCCAAGAACAGUCCAAAAAAAAACCCGAACAAGUACAUUCUAAUGCGCAAACUCCUGAUAGUUCUAGAACGGUUCUUGUUCGAACCCGAAUACAGCUAGUGAAGUUUGGUGUUCUUGACCUGAGUAAAUUAUUUUUAUUGUUUCUUUAAGGCAAAUCGAGUUAAGUAGAUCUCCUGCUUGGUACCACGAUCGAUCGACAAUCGAGUCGACAAUCUAUCGACAACUUAUCGAUGUCGGAUUCCAUAAGGCGUUAUCGACAAUCUAAUUACACCCGACUGUUUUCCUGUUAACAAGAUGUUUUACAGGGAUACUGAUCAUCUGUGGUACAAAUUUUCAACUAUUCGACUUGAAGAUAAGUUUCUUGCAAAUUUACGACGUCAAAUCGUAAACAAAAAUUUUGUUGUGCCAAUGGGUCGGACAAAUGAACAUCUACAUGAUACAGGAAAUGGCUCAAAUCCACCGAAUUCCCUUUUUCUGCCUCGAAGGUCAUCAAGAACAAUGAACCCUUGUAGACAAGAAAUGGGUACUGCCAACCCGGAAGACCAUCUACCAUCUACAUCUACAUCGCAUCCUUUCCACGAAAGUGACACUACGGGUCACGUAUUCGAUACAUUUUUGGUACGGUACAGGCAUUCUACAUUUUCUGAACGGCAAGUAUAAUCUAACAGUCUCUUCAAUAACAUAUUUUUUAUAAACGUGUU